Schizophyllum commune H4-8 is the source of this 552-nucleotide messenger RNA. Its product is annotated as DUF1768-domain-containing protein. The coding region runs from base 1 to 552 and encodes 183 amino acids. The record is from RefSeq and is a predicted model, not a curated record. The transcript has 6 exons. Lineage: Eukaryota; Fungi; Basidiomycota; Agaricomycetes; Agaricales; Schizophyllaceae.
AUGUCCGGCGUCAACGUCACCAAGAUGGAGCUCACCCUCUAUCUCAAGUUUACGCAACACCCCGCGCUCGCGACCGAGCUGCUCGCGACCGGUACUCGGGAGCUUGUCGAGACCUCGCCGAAUAACGGGUUCUGGGGCAUCGGUACGGACGGGCAGGGCCGGAAUGAGCUGGGCAAGGCGCUCAUGCGUGUGCGCUCCCGAUUGAGGGAAGAGCGUAGUCGUAAUACGCAGACCCAGUGCGCGACGUGCCGCGUCCGGUUGCAGACGUCGAAGUCUGGCUACUGCGCCUCCUGCGAGAGGAUCGAGCUUUGCCAGACCUGCCACAUCGCUCCUCAGAAGGACGGCAAACCCUACUGUUCCUCUCAGUGUGCGAAGAGGGUUCUCUGCAGCUUCUGCCACUCUCGUCCUCAACGCAUGAGCAACGCGCCGUACUGUUCACGGGAAUGCGCGACUCGCGUCCUCUGUCGUCAGUGCGGGAAGCAACCCCGAGUCGCCGGUCGCAAGUACUGCUCUCGCGAGUGCGAGCGCGCUCGGCGGAACACAACGGCGUAG